This is a messenger RNA of Ziziphus jujuba (common jujube), 2130 nucleotides long. RefSeq names its product ribosomal lysine N-methyltransferase 3. Gene Ontology annotation, biological process: peptidyl-lysine monomethylation. The transcript has 4 exons. Gene Ontology annotation, molecular function: protein-lysine N-methyltransferase activity. NCBI's taxonomy places the organism in Eukaryota, Viridiplantae, Streptophyta, Magnoliopsida, Rosales, Rhamnaceae. The coding region runs from base 200 to 1795 and encodes 531 amino acids. The record is from RefSeq and is a predicted model, not a curated record. Gene Ontology annotation, cellular component: nucleus.
AAAAAAAGAAAAAACAUAUUAAUACGUUAUAUGAUAGGUUCGAAUUCUUCCCUUUGAAUACUUUAAUACAUCAUCCAAAAAUGAAGAGGGAGAAACAAAGGGCUAUAAAAACGUAGCAAGCCUUUGUGUUGUAUUGUAUUGUAUUGAAUUGUAUUGGUUUUAAUGUGUGUGUGUGUGUGUUGUUGUUGUGGUAGUGAGAAUGAGCAGCGGAAGGAGGCGAUUGAGGGCUUUCAAGCGGUGGAUGGCAUCGCAAGGGAUCGAAUGCAGCGACGCCGUCCACCUCACUGAGAUUCCCCACUACCAGGGUGGUGGUGGUGGUGGUGGUUUUGCUGUCAAAGCUCUAUGCUCUCUUCGCAAUGGCGACUUGGUCGCCAGGAUUCCCAAGCUCUCCUGCCUCACCAUCAGGACCUCGGCUGCCUCUCAGCUCAUCCAACACGCCUCUUUGGAUGGCUCUCUGGCUCUGGCUCUGGCUAUCAUGUACGAGAGGAGCUUGCGGCACCUCUCUUCUUGGGCCUCCUAUCUUCACCUCUUGCCUCACCACGAGUCCUUGCCCUUGGUCUGGUCCAUGGAUGAAGUGGACUCCCUUCUAUGUGGCACCGAGCUCCACAAGACUGUGAAGGAAGACAAAGCUCUUAUCGUUGAAGAUUGGAAAGAGAGCAUUCUCCCUCUUUUGGAUUCAGCGCCCUUUAAGCUUGACCCCAGCUUUUUCAGUGUUGAAGAAUACUUUGCUGCCAGAACCCUCAUUGCUUCUAGAUCUUUUGAGAUUGAUAGCUACCAUGGAUUUGGAAUGGUUCCUUUGGCGGACCUCUUCAAUCAUAAGACUGGAGCUGAAGACGUUCAUUUCACCUCUGUAUCUUCUCAAUCUGAACUAGUUGAUGAGGCUCAAUCUGGACCAGACAAUGAGGCACACUGCAGCAAAACUAUUGAGUCUGAUAGUGCUGUUAAUGAUGAGCCAACAACUCUAAUUCCUCCUGUAGAUAAUACUGGAUCGGACACUGAUGUCAUUGGAAGGAAUUCUUGUAGUGAUGAUGAGCCGGAGUGCCAUUCAGUUUUGGAUGAAGGUUCUGCAGCAUUGGAGAUGAUUAUGGUGAAAGAUGUUGAAGCUGGAAAUGAGGUCUUCAAUACUUAUGGUUCAUCGGGUAAUGCUGCAUUGCUUCACAGAUAUGGAUUUACAGAGCCAGAUAAUCCAUUUGACAUUGUUAAUAUUGAUUUGGAACUGGUGCUUCAGUGGAGCUCAUCAUUGUUUUCUAGCCGAUAUAGUAGAGCUAGGCUGUCCCUUUUUAGAAGAUUGGAUUACUCCGCAUGUGUCAGUGAGAACUCUGAAUAUUUUGAGAUUUCAUCUGAUGGAGAACCCCAAAUUGAGUUGCUGAUUUUGUUAUACAUUAUGUUGUUACCGGAGGAUGCAUAUUGUAAAUUGGAUAUCACAGUAUCAACAGCAGGAAAUGUUAAUGGAUCCAUGGGCAUGCUUCUGUUAGACAAAAGUGAUAUAUUGUGCAAAGAGACUUCAAAAAUGACCCAAAUGAACAAGGAUUUAUUGCUGACAAAAGAUGUUUGUAAAGCUCUUUUAUCGCUUGCAGAUAUCAGAGAGGGUCUUUAUGGUCCAAAUUCGAUUAAAGAUGAUGCUGAAGCACUGGCAAGGUGUUGUCGUGUAAGAGAGAGGAAGUUGUACCAUUCUUUGGUGCUUCGAGUCAGUGAGAGGAGGAUCCUUGAGAAGCUGAGAACUUAUGCCACUCUUGGGGCUCGGUUGAGAAAUGCUAAGGGAUGCUCCAUGAGAAAGAAGUUGAAAAGGACUUGAAAUAUAGAGCUCUGUCAGAAUAUAAAGUGUCAUCCAUGGUCCUUCAUCCACACUGCAUGUUUCAUUUCUGCUUUCAUUUUAAGCAAGCAAUGCUGCGGCUGAGUUUUCUGAUAUUAUGUAACCUUGAUCGGUAGGCAGGCACUGACUUGAUUACUUUUGAGUUCUAGAUGAAUCAAUUUUUGCCAGAUUUAAACCAGACUUGACAUUUGUGUUGUAGCUGGAACGAAAUCCUUAAUGUUUAGUUUGCUAUGUUGGUGAUUUUUAUUUUAUUUUAUUUUAUUUUUUCUAUGAAGAACAUAACCUUUUUAAUGCAGUUUGAGUAUACCAUUGUAACC